This is a messenger RNA of Xiphophorus maculatus (southern platyfish), 7504 nucleotides long. RefSeq names its product APC membrane recruitment protein 2 (gene amer2). Gene Ontology annotation, biological process: regulation of canonical Wnt signaling pathway. Lineage: Eukaryota; Metazoa; Chordata; Actinopteri; Cyprinodontiformes; Poeciliidae. The record is from RefSeq and is a predicted model, not a curated record. The transcript has a single exon. The coding region runs from base 172 to 2259 and encodes 695 amino acids. Gene Ontology annotation, cellular component: plasma membrane. Gene Ontology annotation, molecular function: beta-catenin binding; phosphatidylinositol-4,5-bisphosphate binding.
ACCAGCAGGCAGGCGUUAAAGCAAGCCAGAGUGGGAGUGAGGGACCACCAGAAAGUAGGGUGGAGGGUAAAAGAGAGAGAGUGCAAGUGUGUGUCAGAAGGGGAAAGGACAUAAAGGCAGCCAGAGAAACCAGAGGGAAGCAACCCUGUGGAAGCAACGGAGUGUUGGAUAAUGGAGGUGCAGUCGGAUUGUGUGGAGCCUCCUGUGGCUCCACAGUGUGACACACAGCCUGCAGGGAAGAUCAACAAAGCAGCCUUUAAACUCUUUGGGAAAAGACGCACUGGCUCUGGAAUGGCCAGCUUCUUCUCCUUCAGGAACAAAGCUGCUGCAAACGGUGGGAACAAUGGGAAUUCUGACAACGGAAAUUCUUUGAAUGGAAACAGCUCGGCGGCAUCAGCAGAGCUUGUGAGGAGCAAAACACAUGACGGGCUAACAGGCUCCAACAACGAGGCUGUGGGUCAGAGAGGGGAGGGCCUUACUAGCCUGGAGGCAGGGCCGGUAAGGUCGCUCAGCAAAUCGUUGAGUUUCUUUUCCUUUCUCCGACGUGGGAGUUUUAGGACAAGUGAAAAUGGUGGGACAGGAAUUGUGAGAAGAGGGAGGGGCCUGAAGGGCUUUUUCAGCAGCAUGCGAUGGAGGCGUAAAGAGAAAACAAGCGAGGCUGAGGGAGAAGAGGUGGAAGGUAAGAAAGCAAGGGACACAGAUGCUACAGAAUCUGAGACCUUGAAGGACAUUACUCUUACCCUUGAGCCACCUCCGCAUCAUCACCAGGAGGACUGUGCAAGUGCAGAGACAGGAUCUAACCUACAAGCAUCAGACACUCCCACCACUAGUGUUACCAUGACACCCACACACUGUGUUGCCAUGCCAGGACCAUCUGGUGAGCCAGACUCUCCUUUUCCUUACACACCCACCGACUCACCACUGCGCCCAUCUAUUCAAAAAGCCAAAGCUUCAAUAUCUAGCCUCACCCCGUCCCUUACUACACCCCCUCUGGACCGCUGCAGCAUAGGUGACCAACCCUCAGAGCCCUCUGUAGAUCGACUCUGUUCCAUCCUUUUCACUGAUGUCACAUCUCUGAAGAGCUUUGAUUCACUGACUGGCUGUGGUGACAUUAUUGCUGAUGCAGACGAGGAAGGACCAGGGGGUAAUGGUGGCAGUGGAACGAGUAGUAGUAGCAGUGGAGGUGGAGGAGGGAGUCUGAGCACAAAUGUUGGGAGAGCUGUUGGUUUAACCAGUGCAACAACUCAUGCUUCCCCAACCAAACCUCCAAUACCUUCACAGAUUACUCAGCCUAUGUUCUCCGUUCCCCAGAGUUCGGCACCUGUCUGUCUCCCUGCUCGGACCCGAGUGCCUCCUCCACCACAGCAGCAUUCUGCUGGAAGUGGUGUAGUGGCCUACAUGGGAGGAGGGGAAGAAAUGGCAAGUCCAGAAGGAGUGGACGAUGCAGACAUGCAGGGACUUUGGCACAUGUUGCCUUCUGCAGGAGAAAGCUCCCCUGCAUUGCCCCGGCAGUACCAGCCUUCUUCCAGUACCCUUACUUCCACUUAUCCCCCUCGCAGCAACUCCCCCAGUGCACUUCGUCCCUCAGCUCAAAGAAGCGCAGAGAGAAAAGCUCCUCAGGUGAAGUCGCUGGGCCUCAGCAAGAUUCCAGUGGUUGGUGGAGCAGGAAGCCGGGCAGGUAAACCCCCUCUGCCUCAUGCACAUGGCCGCCAUCCUGUAUCACCUGGUGAAAAAGAACUUCUCAGUGACGAAGGUUACUGGGAUACUCCCUCAGCAACACCUACAGCAACUCCUGAUGAGAGUGGGUUGCAGCGUAACCAGAAGAUUGCCCUAUCACGCGAUAGCUGCUCGGGAGACCACCUUUACGACUUGUACAAUGAUCCUGAAGAGGAGGGAGAAGAUCAGAGGGGAGACAAUGAUGUGAACAGUACCCCCUCUCCAUCUGCAGAAUUCAAAAUGAGUCCCGCCUCCCAAAAAAGUCCCCUUUCAACCUCCUCUUCCUCUUCCUUUCAAUCAUUGAAAGGCAGCGCCAGCCUUCCCCGAGACUCCAAGAUCCCAGUAAGUAACAGACAGACCUCGCCUCCCCACUCUGUAAGCCAGUCUGCUCUGUCCUCUGUACUGGAGGCAGAAACCCCUCCGCCAAAGACCCAUGCACCCCAACCAGCCCGCACCAGAAUCCCUGUGUCAAAGGUGCCAGUUCGCCGUUCUGGAAGCAAACCUGCCACCAGCACAAGUGGAGGAGCUGCAUCCAAGAAGUAGAUCUUUUUGACAAACAUUUAAGCUUUGCCUUCUAAGAUAUAGUACAGGACUGGUUGCUCAGAGCCAAAAGUUUCUUGUGUUCAAGAAAAUGUGGAGCUGUAGAAUCAUCAGCUUAAAAAUUGCAUUCAGAUCUUAGAAUUUCCACUAGAUUCCUUUCGGUCAGCUGGACAAUAAUCAGUGCUUCUGACACAAAGACACUCAAAAAAGCUGGUUUCAUACAUGACUGACCUUACUCGCACUUUGGAGGCUGACUAUUGACAAUCCCUCUUCACAGAGACAAUUCAUUCUUCAACUUCAAGUUGUCGGAAAAAGCUACUGACCUGUUGAAUUUGACAGUUACUUUGAGAAAAGAACAGAGCACCUUUUUAUCUUUGACAUUUUUGUAUGGAAUUCAAUGUGACAUCAUUCAGUUUGAUAGGACCUAAUUCAAUCAAGGUUUUCUGUUAUAGUUUUUUUUUAUUUUUAAUUUGUCUAAUUUGUUAUAAAUUACCUCCUAAUGUUGUGAUUUUAGAGCCAAAGCUAAAGAAAAAAAAACAAACUCAGAAAGCUUAGAUUUUUUUCCUGUUAACUUCUGGAACAGACUCAACAAUAUGCUUUUUACUGACCUUCGCUUUUUAAAAACGGUAUUCUCUGGACCGCUCACUGAUUUCAAAACUGUAUGCUUUAGAUUUACAAAUACAAAUACAAUUGAUGCAGUUUUAUAACUUACUUACUUUGCAGCAAAAAAGCUACACUGGAGAAAGCCACACAAUAUCUAUUUUUCUUUUGGAGACGUCCUCUUUUAUGGGCUUGUUCAUUUUGGCAUGUUUCAUUGUGUGGAUCCCACUUCUACCACACAACUUCAAUGACAUACGUUAUUUGAAUUUCUCUGGGAUUUACACUGAUUUCACUGCUAAUGUAAACCUAUAAAGUAUUUGCAAUAUAACACACUGAGAGAUCCUUUGCACUAAUGCAUCUUCAUCCAAUGCAACCUAAGCAAUUCAACAUUCAGAAUAAAAAAAUAAAAAAACAUGCACGCUCAUAUUGUCAGUUGCUCUCUGCAUGCAGUGCACCAGAGGCACAAAAGUCAGGGAAGAUCAUGUAGAGAUGAAAAGAUUUUCGGCAUGCACACUGUACUACGUUUGUCAUUCUCUUCGUACCUUACACUGGUUAACUUUUUCCUUCAAGGACAUGUGAAAAAAAACAAAACUUUUCUAAGUAAAUAUUUUUUUUAUCACGUUUUCAUACUUUUUAUAGACUACUAUGUGAAAAAAACUGCUCAGAUCUCAAACUGUGAUUGCAUCAGUGUCUUAGAGCAACUUCCUCUAUUUCUGCUUUUUUCUUUUUUUGAAAGUUUUGAUGUAACUGAAUGAUAAGGAGGUAUUAUUUCUACAUGCCAGCCAUUUUUAAAGAGCUAAGACAGAAUGCAAAGCAAACUAGUGAGUUGGCCUUCACUCUUCACCUGCUAACUCUUCUGCUGAUGCUGUAUAAUAUGAUUUCACGAUCCACCGCAGCUGUUUGUAAAUCUGAAUGUAGCUCAAUAUCAUCAGAGAUCCUUUACUCUGAAUUUAAAGGUGAUGAGCGCAAGGCAAAAGCCAAAUUUGCCUAUUUUCUACCAGCGCUCUGGAAGACAAACGACUGCUUAGUGUGUCUAGCUUUGCAAAACAACACGUUUAUAAGCGAGGGGCUCGGUUGUGGUUUUCUGAAGCAUUUGUCAGAUAUUCAGAGACAUAUGUUAAAAGCAUAAUCUUUUUUUUUACUUUCAAAACAUAGGGACAGUGUUGAUAAUUGAGGGGUCAUGUUGAUUGAAGUUAGAAUAUUACAGACAUUAAAGUGACAGGUUUGGUAGCAAAGCACCUUUUUAAUGUCAGAUAUUUUGAUAUGUUUGAUAUGUACCUUAAUGUUUUCCAUUACUUACUUUGUUGAUAUGGACCUAAUCUAAUCAAACUUUAUUGUUAUUAUUAUUGUUUUGUUUUUUUUAAGGUUUUUGCAAUAGAUCUUGGAAUAUAUGGUAGUCUAUAAGUGUCACAAUUCAACAAAUAAAUCAUUAAAUCAUUGUGAAAAGUGUCAAUAAUUUAUAUCAAAUUUGAGACAUAAACUAUUAUUUAGUUUAAUAUAUAUGACAUUAAAUAAUUCAUAGCUAGUCAUGAAUUGAUUUUGCUUGACAACAUUAUCCAUCAAAAUGAGUGCAGAGGGACCAACAUGGUUUUAUUCCAUUGGUCUUAAGUGGACUGAGUGCAGGUUAAACAAUCUGAAGUUGAGGUCUCUUUGAUAAGCCACACUCCUCACUGUAUUUCAGCAAGUACGCAAAGAAAAACUGAAAAAUUUAGAAAUUAUUAUAUAUAAUUUUAAUUACGUGAAAUCUUAGGCAGAUAAUUGUUUUAAUCAUUUGCAAAUUUAUAUACUAUGGCUUAAAUUAUUUAUUUGUAUACUAAAUUUAUUUUUCAUGAAUGGGUUAAAUAAUAAUUUAAUGAUUUAUUUCAUUUUGUCACUGGGAAGGAUUUACCGUCCUGUGGUCAUAGCACAGCGAUUGUACAGUGGGGAAGCGGGUGGGGGAUUGUCCUGUCAAACUGUCAGUUCCCGAAACCACUGAUACACAAAAAUAACUUGGAAAAGCCCAAACCGAUCACAGGGUAAAAACAUUGUGGGUUACAAAUGACCUCAUCCUUUAAGACCAUGGGAAGGUUAAUCUAAAGCCACUUGGAUUAAUUUAACUAUUCUCAUCUCAAGCAAAUCAAAUUAGUUCACAGAUUCCCCACCCAUGUUGUGUUUUUCCCUUUAAUUUAUUCUUAUUCCUUAUUUUAUUUUCAAAUCUCAUGUUUCCUAAAGUGAUGAUUUGCAACAGUUUAAGUAGAGGAUAGGGAUAGUUUUAACAGAAAUAUCUAUUUUACCAAAAAGGUUCUCUGACGUAUUUCACAUGAACAUAAAAACGACCUUACAUCUACUCAUAAUAUCAAUGUUAAAAACAAACAAAUGUAGAUGACUGGGAACUGAACUUGAACUGACUGUUAAAAAUGAUUUAUCCUUCUUAGCUCAUCUAAUUCUGUUUUCCCAGAGCCUGAGUUUCAGUCAAACUUGUAUGACAUGAUACCUAUUUCUUUGAUCUGACAUGUACGCACUCCUGAGGCAGCCGAACCACUGCCAAAUUGAGUUCCAAGUAUUUAUUGCAGCCUGAAACGUUCUCUCUUUCUCUUCGUAAAUAUCAGAUUUCGUGCAAGAGUUGCAGCAGGAAAAAAAUAAUUUAACAAACCCAGCAAGUUGUUUUUCCCACUGUGUCACUGUUUUUCUGUUGGCAGUGCCACACUGUUGUACCAUCUGUUUUUCAUUAAUUAAACUGUUUUUGCACUAAUAGAUCAGUGCUUGGCUCUUCAUACCUAAAUUUACGUCAAAUUCCUCAGGACGUGAUAUUUUUGUGCCAUUUUGAUGUUAAAAAAUAAUUUUAAAAAAUGUAAUGUCUUUACUUAACUUUUCCAUUGUUUCCUAAGGAACAGACAGGAUGAGAAAAAAAUGGUUUGCUAUGAAGCUGCUGCAUCACAUUUAGAAAUAGGUCAGCUUUGGAUGGCAGUCUUAGGCAAUCAAUAUUUUUUAACGACUGUUAAAGCAUUUGUUUCUCUUUUGCUCUCUACCAGAAAAAGGCUACGCAGGGUCAUGAUGAUGCAAGCACAUUUACAACUGCUAUAUGAUUCCAUGUGAUCUUAAACUUCAUGGAAUAUAUUAACUUGUUGUUUCAGGGAAUAUGGGUAUCUCUACAACAAGAGUACAUAUAGUUGACAAGGUGUGUAAAUGCAUGAAGAGAAGGAUUUGGUGCAGUGCAAGUCCUUUUUAUAAUGGUGCAGCAGCUCCCUCUUCUCUCUCUCUCUUGUUUAUAUAAAAGCCUUACGUAAGACAUUCACUUCUACCGGCCCACUUCGUCAAAGCCAGGGAUGCUGACAGGGAGAGGGUGCUUGGUGGAGCAUGCGUAUAUGUGUCGGCUGAUCUUGUCAUUAAUCUGCUGAAUGAGAGCAUUUACUCUCAGUGUUUGCCAUCAUUGCAUAAAUCUGAUGAAAGUGCUCAAGAGGGAGAUUUUAGUGUUGUGCUGACCUGCAAGGCUCAUGUUCUAAUUACUAAAGGGCAGAACAAGGAACAACGUCUUGAUGAAAUGCAAAGCAGAAGCUAUGGAACUCUGCAAAGAUGCUUCAGGAACUUUUGUAACUUUCAUUGAACAUCUCGCCAGACUAAAAUUGUCAUGCCGCUCCAUUAAAUGUGAAUAUGAAAGAAAUUGUGAAGUGAACUGAGUUAUUUGAAAAAUAGCACCGUGAUUGGAUUAAAAUAAGCUUUAGUGCUUUUUUUGCUUUCUUCAGUGCAGGAUGAAAGUUGACCUCCACAUUUGUGUGUUGUGGUAACCUGAUCACACUGCAGCACCAGUCAACCCUACUUGGGAGUGCCUGAAACCAAGAGAUACACAAGUUACUUGAAGAGAUGCAUAUUAGGUUUCAGUUUUGAGUCUGUUAUUGACGGAGACAGUCCUGCGUUGACGGGCACAGAACAUGCGCGCAGCCUCUGUGCUCCUAUACGUAUUCAUGUGUAUAAUUUAAUGUUACUCAAAGUAAUUACAUGGUUCAUUUCUCAUACACUUUACUAUCUUGGUUAAAAUCUGUAUACUGUUAAAUGAAUUCCGGUGCACCUGAUGAAAUUAAUUAAUUUCCGUCAACCAAUUCAUCACUGAAAACAGAAUUUUCUACUUCUCAGAAAAUUUGAAUAUUACGUAAGACAAAUGAAAAGUAUUUUUAAUAUAGAAAUGCCAGUCAAGUAUCUUCUUCUUGAAAGUACAGUAUACCAUAGCUUCUAAAUGAAGUUUAGGUCAUGCAAGUUUUUAAAUUAAACACAAUACCAUGCUCUUUCCGCCAGAUAUUUGAAUGUUGUAGUGGGAAAAUUUAAGAUUACUAUGAUUAUUAACUGAAUCUAUGUAUAGCAGUAUUAUGAUUCUUGUGUGAUGCAUGAGCUCAUGAAAAAGACUUCUGAAGGAGUUUCUCUGGCCUUAGCGUAUAACGAAGUCAUUGGCCUUAACAUUACAAUAAAGUCAUUGGAUUGUUUUAUCUCUCAUGGCUCCUAGUGAACAAAGACGUGUGCUUGCUAUCUGCUGUCUGUUCUGCAAAUCAAGCUAUGUGAUCGGAAUGAACCUCUCCCUAUAAAUCUGUAAGCUGUGUUCUGCUCGAGGCUCUUUCUCCUGAUUGCGUUCAGUGAGCAGAGACUUGGAAUGCUGUAAAGCCUUUGAAUAAAUACCAAU